Molecule: messenger RNA, 2435 nt
Organism: Panicum virgatum (switchgrass)
Lineage: Eukaryota; Viridiplantae; Streptophyta; Magnoliopsida; Poales; Poaceae
Product: transcription factor NIGTH1-like
Exons: 4
Coding region: 456-1913 (485 amino acids)
Biological process (GO): regulation of DNA-templated transcription
Molecular function (GO): DNA-binding transcription factor activity; DNA binding
Source: RefSeq, a predicted model, not a curated record
UGCAUAUGCAGAAGCUUUUGCAUGCAGAUGCCUUUGAUCUUUGCAAGAAGUUACCAUGCCUUUGCUUUAUCCCCUCCUCCCCCUUCCCCUGCUGCUGCUAGCUAGGAACCUCCUGCAAGAUCACAACAUGGCUUUUCCUUUUUUUCCUCCCCCUCUAAAUCCACCUUUAUUCUCUCCCCCCUCCCAAACCUCACUCUUAAAAGAAGCCGAUCGAUUCCCCUUCUGAUCCCUCAUCAAACACACUCUCUCACACAUUCACAUCCUCUCUCUACAGCCCCUUCUCUCUCUCUCUCUAACACACAGAGACGCUACUUGAUCAUAUUCAGAUGUGAUAAGUAAUAUACUAGAAGCUUGUAGCAGCUACUGCUAAUAAUAGUGCAAGCUCCAACACGAACACACAUAUACUUGCACUAGUGUCUAGUGAUCCUAGUGCAACGUCUGAGCUCGUCGGCAGCAUGGCGUCUUCGCCCUCCGACCUAACCCUAGACUACAAGCCCAACGGCAACGGCGGUGGCGGCGGCGGCACGUACGCGGUGAUCCCGAAGCAGCAGGAGCCGCUCGUCGACGGCCACCAUCUGACGACGACGGAGCAGACGACGCAGAAGCUCCGGGAGUUCCUCGCCCGCCUGGAGGAGGAGCGGCUCAAGAUCGACGCCUUCAAGCGCGAGCUCCCCUUGUGCAUGCAUCUUCUCAACUACGCCAUGGAGGCGUACAGGCAGCAGCUGGAGGCGUACCAGAUGGGGAGCCUGCAGGGCGCGCCGGCGAGGCCGCUGGUGCUGGAGGAGUUCAUACCGCUCAAGAACAUCGGGAUGGACGCCGCCGCCGACAAGAUGAGGAACGCGCCGUCGGAGAAGGCGAGCUGGAUGGAGUCGGCGCAGCUCUGGAACGGGCCAGGCGCGGCGGCGGCGCCAGCGGACACCGCGGCGAAGGGCCCGCAGACGCCCAAGGAGAGCUCGGAGCACCCGCUGCCGAUCGACACGCUCGGCGCGCUCGACGCCGGCGCGGGGCUGCGCAACGGCGGCGCGUUCCUCCCGUUCGGCAAGGACAAGGCCGCCGCGGAAGGCGCGGCGCUGCUGGAGAUCGCCCUCGCCCCCGCGGAGAAAGACGCGGGCGAGGCCGACAGGAAGCCGUACCUUGACGCCGCCGGAGCCAACGGUGGCCUCGGCGCGCGGAGAGACCUCCAGAACGGGGCGAAGCCGGCGUCGAACGGGCCGGACGGGCAGGCGCCGCCGCACCCGCCGCAGCCCCACCGGAAGGCCCGGCGGUGCUGGUCGCCGGAGCUGCACCGCCGCUUCGUCAAUGCCCUCCAGAUCCUCGGCGGCGCCCAAGUGGCGACCCCGAAGCAGAUCCGCGAGCUGAUGAAGGUGGAUGGAUUGACCAAUGAUGAGGUGAAAAGCCAUCUCCAGAAGUACAGGCUGCACACGCGGCGGCCGAUGCCGCCGCCGCCGGCGCCGGCGACCGCGGCGCCGCAGCUGGUGGUGCUCGGGGGCAUUUGGGUCCCGCCGGAGUACGCGACGCAGGCGGCGGGCCAGGCCAUCUACGGCGCGCACCCGGCGACGCAGCCGCACUACACGGCGGCUGUGGCGGCGGCGGCGGCGCAGGAGUACUACCCGCCGCACGCGGCGGUGCACCACCUGCAGCACCACCCGGGCGCCAUGACGAUGCACCGCGCGGCCGCGCCACCGCCGACGCCGCAGGCCGCGUACAAGGCGGCCAUGGCGAGCUCGCCGCCGGAGUCGUCCGAGGGCCGCGGCAGCGCGGGGGGAGGCAGCGCCGGCGGGAGGGAGAGGUCCGAGAGCAUCGAUGAGGAGGACGAGGGCGAGGACCGGGAGGACGACGAUGACGACGACGACGUGCCGGCCGCCAAGCCCGCCGGCGAGGAAUCCGCCGGCGCCGCGGCGAUCAAGUACUGAUCAAGAAUUUAACUAGCGUGCGCCGUGCCCUACAACUCCAUUACUGAAUAGUAGUAGCUAGCUUGAUCAAUAUUAGCUCCGGGAUUUGGAUUUUUCUAAAAGUCUGUGCUGUUGCAUCAUCGGGAAAGUGGAUUUUUGUUCGCGCCCGCGCGGGGAGCGAACGCCGCCGAUCGAUCUGAACUCACUCUACUCCACUCGACAUGCGGAGUGGAGCGGAGUGUCCGAGAUUGUCUCAUUCGUGAUGUGAUAUAUGAGCGGGGGGGCUUUUCUUUACUUUUGGGUCUCUCGAUCUUGCUUUGUGUUUUCUGCCUUUGUUUUCGUUCGAACUGGUAAAUAUACUCAGCAAUUAUAAGCUAAUGUAGUCAGCAAUGUAAGCUUGUUGUUGGGUCUGGAGAUAAUUGGGACAAUUGGAUUGGACUCUAAUAUGUGAUCAUUUGAUUGUUAUGCUUGUACCCUAGCUAGCAUUAUGAUAAGCACAUUAUAUUGAGGACCUCUGGGUAACGCAAGCUAAGAUUGCAGUUC